Messenger RNA from Hipposideros armiger (great roundleaf bat), 4282 nucleotides. RefSeq names its product carboxypeptidase Q (gene CPQ). Bases 36 to 1454 code for a protein of 472 amino acids. Gene Ontology annotation, molecular function: metallodipeptidase activity. NCBI's taxonomy places the organism in Eukaryota, Metazoa, Chordata, Mammalia, Chiroptera, Hipposideridae. The transcript has 7 exons. Gene Ontology annotation, biological process: peptide catabolic process; thyroid hormone generation; proteolysis. The record is from RefSeq and is a predicted model, not a curated record.
AGAUUAUCUCAGGAAGAAAACGAACUGGAAACAAAAUGAAGUUCCUUCUCUUUACAUUUGUUGGUGUUCACCUUUUAUCUCUCAACUCUGGCAAAUCUAUAUACAGGAAUGACAUCUCUCAGAGGACUUUUCAAGAAAUAAAAGAAGAAAUAGCCCACUAUGGAGAUGUUGCUAAAGCAAUCAUAAACCUUGCUGUUUAUGGUAAAGCCCAGAACAGAUCCUAUGAGCGACUGGCACUUCUGGUUGAUACUGUUGGACCCAGAUUAAGUGGCACCAAGAGCCUAGAAAAAGCUAUCCAAAUCAUGUACCAAAGCCUGAAGCAAGACGGGCUGGAGAAUGUUCACCUGGAGCCAGUCAAAAUACCCCACUGGGAAAGGGGAGAAGAAUCUGCUGUGAUGCUGGAGCCGAGAAUGCACAAGAUGGCUAUUUUGGGUCUUGGCAGCAGCAUUGGGACGCCUCCAGAAGGCAUUACAGCAGAAGUUCUGGUGGUGACCUCUUUCGAUGAACUGCAGAGAAGGGCCCCAGAAGCAAGAGGGAAGAUUGUUGUUUAUAAUCAACCGUAUACCAACUAUUCCCAGACAGUGCAAUACCGAGUGCAGGGGGCAGUAGAAGCUGCCAAAGUGGGGGCUUUGGCAUCCCUCAUUCGAUCGGUGGCUUCCUUCUCCAUCUACAGUCCUCACACAGGUGUUCAGGAAUACCAGGACGGUGUGCCAAAGAUCCCAACAGCCUGUAUUACAGUGGAAGAUGCAGAAAUGAUGUCAAGAAUGGUUUCUCGUGGGAGCAGAAUUGUCAUUCAGCUGAAGAUGGGGGCAAAGAACUACCCAGAUGUUGAUUCCUUCAACACUGUAGCAGAAAUCAUUGGUGGCAAGUAUCCGGAGCAGGUUGUACUGGUCAGCGGACAUCUGGACAGCUGGGACGUUGGGCAGGGUGCCAUGGAUGAUGGUGGUGGAGCCUUUAUAUCAUGGGAAGCGCUCUCACUUAUCAAAGAUCUUGGGCUGCGUCCAAAGAGGACUCUACGUUUGGUGCUCUGGACUGCAGAGGAACAAGGUGGAAUUGGUGCUUUCCAGUAUUAUCAGUUACACAAGGCAAAUAUUUCCAAAUAUAGCCUGGUGAUGGAGUCUGACUCUGGAACUUUCUUACCCUCUGGGCUGCAAUUCACUGGCAGUGAAAAGGCCAGGGCCAUCAUCAAGGAGGUCAUGAACCUGCUGCAGCCCAUCAAUAUCACACAGGUCUUUAGUGAUGGAGAAGGGACAGACAUCAACUUCUGGAUCCAAGCUGGAGUGCCUGGUAACAAUAGAAACAAGAUGAAAAUUCCCAGCGUGGAUCCCUGUCAAGACAGCGUUAACCUGAGUGCCAGCGGAAAAGUCCUGGAAUUCUCUCAAGAGGGUAACAGGCUUAAGCAGGAAAAAUGGACACUGCCAAAGAUGGAGGUCUUCAUCAAAGUCGUGCUUUAGGUGGUACCAUUUGUAUCCUGUCAUCACAAAAGGAGACAAGUAGCCAUAAAUGGAAGCUUGCUUUGGAAGGCACCACCCAAUAACCGACAUAGGCAACAAUUCCUACUACGGUGGCACUGGAGAGACUAACAUUGGCGAUGAUAGCUACCCAGACAAUGUCUUCCAAUUCAAUCCAAAUUCCGGUCACUACCAAGUUCAUGCUGGAUUGUGAAACGCAGCCCAUUCAGAUUCUUUAACCAAGCUCUGUGAGGUAGAACUAUAGCAGCAUUUAGUCUAGGGUUAAUUUUGCCCACCUACUGAGGCUAACCCCUCUGAGUACUCUACUUGAUAAUCCAUGAAUUAUAAGGUCUUCCUCUCUGACUGAGGGAACAGACUAUUUCUUGUUUAAGCUCCUAGUAUUGUUUCUCCUAGUCCUUUCAGCUGGUUCUUUGCCCGGCCUCUGACAGUCUCUUCCAGCACAUGCGUUGACCAGUACUCAGAAGACCUAGGGAAAGGGUGGAGAGAGGCUCCACAGAUCUUGGGCAUUCUCGCUCUGUGAAGCACUAUCCUCUCUAAGACUGUGUCCCAUGAAAUCUAGCUGCCUUGGCUUUCCUGAGCAUUAAGAAUCCUCUCUUCAACUCAAGGUGGUAACUAGAUUCUGUAUAGGUUUCCCUUUCCUGAACUGCAACUGGAAACUCUCUCAAGGCAGCAAACUACGGCCAUGAAAAGGGCUCACUUCAUUUUUUUUUCUGUCUGUUGGGCACCAUUGUCCUUUAUUUCUUGAUGUUUGGUGUCUUGAAACUGUUGUUUCACACAUUUUAUUUGGAUUUUUAAGUGUUUCAUACAUAAAAACAAGUCUGGUCCCUGUUACUCCUACUUGGUCAGAAAUGUAUGUCAAGUCACUAAUUUUUGUCUACAGUACACACCCAUAUUCUUUUAACAUUUUGUACACUUUGAUUCAUUAUUUUCACACUACCUGAUUCCAAUUGGGACUGUAGAUUCGAAGCAAUGUUAUGAACUGUCCAAAGACUGAACUAAAAUUGAUGGUAUCUAUGAAUUAUUAGAGUUCAAGGAUAAUAUAUUGUUUAUCUGGAAAUCAUUCUUAGUUUCAACGAUUCUUUUUAAGAAAGGAUACAUGUUUUAUAUUUAGCUCUAAAAACCCAUGGGGGGACUGGUUACCUCUUUGUUUUUUCCUAAAAUGGGACAUUUAUGUCUUAUUGGACCAGUUUCUUCCAUUUCCUUUAAGAUCCAUGCAGAGGGAUUCCUCAACAGGACCACAGCCACACUCAGGACCUCUGCCUCCCUUUGUCUUGGAACUACAGUGCUUUCUGCUUGUCAGCCCUGAGCAACAUCUUUAGAUCGUCCCUACAGAUCAUGGAGCCCAAAGUAAGUUCCAUUUUGUAUUCUCCAUCCAUUGCCACAACUACCGUCCCCAAUCACUCCACAAUUUUAAACUUCAGAGCAACUUUGAAAGAGAAAAACUGUCACAAGGCUGUGUUCUAGUGUCUAAUUCCCACCAGCUGGCAGUGUCGUUUUUCUCCCUGACCAACUGCCACCUGAGUCACUGCACCUGCCUAUUCCUUCCAGGAAACUAAAUCCUACCUCCAUCCCCACCUUCUGCACAGGGUUUGGGAUUGUAUCCCCUUUGCAUAUAUCCUAGAAGAGGUUCUAAGGAAAUGGAUCUUAGUUCAUCCAUUUGCCUUUCCCCAUAAGGUUGUCUAUUUCCCUGAAAAAAAAAUUAUAAAGGGCCAAAUGAUAGCAGAAAGCACCCAUUUCUUAACUGGGCCUUUUAAUGCUGCCUUACUGGAGGAGUAUGGAGAAGCGGAGUCAGGGGACAACGUGAAUACGUGCAUGUGGGGGCGUGUGUUGGUGAGUAUGCGUAUCAGUAGCACUAACAGUAGAGGGCACAUGGAGAAGUGCGUGGGAGUUGGAAAAGUAGAAGUGGAAGGAGGAAUAUGAAGAAAGGGGUCUAUCGAGGUUUUCUCAUGACAACUUUACGUGCCCGUCGUAAUUGCUUAAGUCUACUAGCCAGCUGUGGAGCCUCGCACAUGCUAUAGCUAUAGGCAUUUUGAAGCACAAUUCUCUUGUUUUCCUCGAAUUGUUGUAAAAGGAACUGUUUGUCUGCUAAGAAAUGAUGCAUCAUUUGAGGGGUGGCCUAUUUCCUGUGCAUGCAGUAGCUUUCCAAGUUGACUUUAAGGCCAAGUUACUUUUCUGAUUCAUUUGUCUGAGUAGAUUAAGUGCAAAUUGAGAAGAGAAACCCAUUUAAAUGUUGUAUAAUCUGUAAAGGGUAAAAUUUGUUACGAGAAGGGAGGGAUUCGUGGGAAAGGAGGUCAAUUGCUGAUUUUGCCCUUCACAUGGUUAAGAUGUGGUUUUGAGGAUUCUGGUGAGUCUGUGCAUGAUCUGGAGUUUUAAGUUUCUUGAGUGUUCUGCCUUCCUCACAAUAACUACACAAAUGACACCAAGAAUGUUUUGACAAUCCUCAGACGUCUGUCCUGAGUGCAUUUGUAGCCAUGCAGUCCUGUUUGCUCAGUACGCUCCCUUCAUGAUAAUUUGAGAUGCUUCCCAUUUAUUUACCUUGAGUAAAUAUCAAACAGAUCUUGAUAUCUAUAUCUGUCUCAUGAAAUAUACAUCCUCUCUAACUGUGCCCAAAUGAUUAAUUUACUGCUAUUUGAUGAUUAGCAUAAAAAUCUCAUCAUAACAUGAGAUAGAAAUGUUAUCACUAAUUGCCAUUUGAAGUGAAGAAUGUUUUUUGCAUAGAAAUUAAUGAUGCAUGCUUACUUCUCAAUUCUCUGUCAAACCAGAAAACCCAAGACUGUGUUUGGAGCAGAAUGAAAUUACCUUUGAAGUUU